Molecule: messenger RNA, 3121 nt
Organism: Rhincodon typus (whale shark)
Lineage: Eukaryota; Metazoa; Chordata; Chondrichthyes; Orectolobiformes; Rhincodontidae
Gene: thbs4a
Product: thrombospondin 4a
Exons: 22
Coding region: 89-2944 (951 amino acids)
Biological process (GO): cell adhesion
Cellular component (GO): extracellular region
Molecular function (GO): calcium ion binding
Source: RefSeq, a predicted model, not a curated record
GUGUCCCCUUAAACCCUACACUGGUCGUAUUCUAGCAAUAUACCACUUCCCAGCUUCUUGAAGUACUGGCUUUCAAGACCCUGAAGAGAUGAAGUGGGGGACUGUGUUGCUGAUUUUCCGAUUCCUCCUGCAGGCAGUUCCAAGCUUUACCGCCGAUUCGGAACCAGAAAUUCUUGACCUUCUUUCUCUGUCAGAGCACAGAGGUUACAUAGACCUGCUACAACAAGCUCUGACUGAUCCCCCAGCAGUGAACGAAUUCUAUAUCCUGGCAACGUUUAAACUGCAACCAAAGACACUUGCUGCCAUUUUUGGACUUUAUUCCACCAAAAGCAACAUUAAAUACUUUGAAUUUUCCGUGUUGGGUCGACUGAAUAAGGCCAGCCUUCGCUAUGUGAAAAAUGAUGGGAAGCCCCAGGUGACCACGUUUCACAAUGUCCAGCUGGCAGAUGGAAAGCGCCAUGCUGUCCUCCUCAGACUGAAAGGCCUGCAGCAUGGGCCAACUACAGCUGAGCUCUAUGUUGACUGUACACAAGCAGGCAUUGCCCACAAUUUGCCAGCCUUGUUCACUAAAAUGCCACAGACUGCAGACUCUGUUGAAAUCCGAACCGCCCAGAGAAGAGCACAGGAUGCUGUUGAAGAGAUGAAAUUUGUCCUUGGAGGACCUAUCUCUAAAGUGGCAGCCCUUCAGGAUUGCAUGUUGCAGCAAAGUGAUUCUGCUGGCAUUACUGGUGACACCGGAAGACUCUUAGUCACCCAAAUGACACAACUCAAUCAACUGCUUGCAGAAAUGAAACAGCUUCUCAGGCAGCAGGUCACAGAAACCACACUUUUGCGUCACACCAUUGCAGAAUGUCAGGCAUGCGGUGUAGGAUUGAUUGACUUGGAAGAAGAAAUAGAACCCCCAGUGGUCCCCACUGUUGCUAAACCCAGAUGUACUACUCAAUCUUGUUUCCGAGGUGUACAAUGUACUGAGACUCAGGAGGGAGUCCAGUGUGGCCCCUGCCCCACAGGGUAUAUCGGUGAUGGAAUUCACUGUACCGAUGUAGAUGAGUGUCAAGUGAAUCCAUGCUCUUCCGGAGUUCGCUGCGUGAAUACCUUCCCUGGCUUCAGGUGUGAGGAUUGUCCAGCAGGUUAUACAGGACAGAGAGUCCAUGGGGUGGGAUUGGAAUUUGCAACACUAAAUAAACAGGUCUGCAUUGAUAUAGAUGAAUGUAGUGACGGAACGAAUGGAGGCUGUGCUAAAAAUUCCCAGUGCAUUAACUCUAUGGGAUCGUUCAGAUGUGGGCCCUGUCAGUCUGGAUAUGUUGGAGACCAAGAGAGGGGCUGCAAGCAACAGAAGAGCUGCAGCAACGGUCUCCUGAACCCCUGUCACUCAAAUGCACAAUGCUUUAUGGAAAGGGAUGGCAUCAUUUUGUGUACUUGUGGAAUCGGCUGGGCUGGAAAUGGUUAUGUAUGUGGCAAAGAUACAGACAUCGAUGGCUAUCCUGACCAGGAACUCAGGUGCCCAGAUAACAACUGCAGGAAGGAUAACUGCAUAUUUGUUCCCAAUUCUGGACAAGAAGAUGCUGAUGGUGAUGGGGCUGGAGAUGCUUGUGAUGAUGAUGCAGAUGGAGAUGGCAUUUUCAAUGCACAGGAUAACUGUGUGUUGGUUCGUAACAUCAAUCAACUGAAUGCUGACGAAGAUAACUAUGGAGAUGCUUGCGACAACUGUCGAAUAUCAGUUAACAAUGACCAGAUUGACACAGAUAGUGAUGGGAAAGGUGAUGCCUGUGAUGAUGAUAUGGAUGGAGAUGGGAUUAAAAAUUUCUUGGACAACUGUCAAAGAGUUCCCAAUAUAGACCAGAAGGACAAAGAUAACGAUGGUGUCGGCGAUGCUUGUGACAGCUGCCCUGAUGUCGUCAACCCUAACCAGUCAGACAUUGAUAAUGAUCUUGUUGGAGAUUCCUGUGACACAAAUCAAGACAGUGAUGGAGAUGGGCACCAAGACAGCAAUGACAACUGCCCCACCGUCAUUAACAGCUCCCAGUUGGACACAGAUAAGGAUGGGCUUGGAGAUGAGUGUGAUGACGAUGAUGACAAUGAUGGAAUUCCAGAUGUAUUUCCACCUGGACCAGAUAAUUGCAGGCUGGUAGCUAAUCCAGGGCAGGAGGAUGAUAACUUUGAUGGAGUGGGAGAUAUCUGUGAAGGUGAUUUUGAUCAUGAUCAAAUCAUUGACAGAAUUGAUGUUUGUCCUGAGAAUGCGGAGGUGACUCUGACUGAUUUCAGAGCAUACCAAACAGUGGUACUUGACCCUGAAGGAGAUGCACAAAUUGAUCCAAACUGGGUUGUACUUAAUCAGGGCAUGGAAAUUGUGCAGACAAUGAACAGUGAUCCUGGUCUGGCAGUUGGUUAUACUGCUUUUAAUGGAGUCGAUUUUGAAGGUACUUUCCACGUAAACACCAUGACAGAUGACGACUAUGCUGGCUUUAUAUUUGGAUACCAGGAUAGUUCUAGCUUCUAUGUGGUCAUGUGGAAACAGACUGAGCAAACCUACUGGCAAGCUACACCAUUCCGUGCUGUGGCCGAGCCUGGUAUCCAGCUGAAGGCAGUCAAGUCAAACACUGGACCUGGUGAGCAUCUACGAAAUGCACUCUGGCACACAGGAGACACCACAGACCAGGUCCGACUACUAUGGAAAGACCCCAGAGAUGUGGGUUGGGAAGAUAAGAUUUCUUACCGUUGGUUUUUGCAGCAUAGACCACAGGUUGGAUAUAUCAGAGCAAGGUUUUAUGAAGGUUCUGAUCUGGUGGCUGAUUCAGGAGUUACAAUAGAUACCACCAUGCGAGGCGGAAGACUGGGAGUCUUCUGUUUUUCCCAGGAAAACAUCAUCUGGUCCAACCUCAGAUACCGCUGCAAUGAUACAGUUCCUGAGGAUUUCCAGGAGUUUCAGGCACAGCAGUUGUAGCCAGUUCUCAGAAAGAGUCUGACAGAGAAACCAAAUGGAGAUAGUCCUGAAUAUCUUGCGGGGGUGCUAAAACAGCUGUGAAAAAAUGAAGUGGGUUUAACAUGUAAACGAGACUUAUGUCACAGAGCUGUCUCUGGCAUUUAUACUAGAAAUUCCAAUAAAACAUUUUAAGAAGCC